Folsomia candida is the source of this 5415-nucleotide messenger RNA. RefSeq lists its product as uncharacterized. The transcript has 10 exons. The coding region runs from base 1 to 5400 and encodes 1799 amino acids. The record is from RefSeq and is a predicted model, not a curated record. Lineage: Eukaryota; Metazoa; Arthropoda; Collembola; Entomobryomorpha; Isotomidae.
AUGCCCUUCGUGGAAGAACUUCCGGUAGUCGUGCCCGCCCUAGAUGACGAAGCUUCACCCAAUUUCAGCCUCCUUUCCGGUUGGGACUGUCGAUCAUCGGUGGCCGUGGUUUUGCCAGAAGUGCUCGGAAAUUUUGACAAAAUUCCCACCGUUGAGCAGAACUUUCCCGUGCAAACGUUAGACUACGAACUGAAACACAUAAAGGACACGACGACGAAGAGGAUGACGCUCUCGGUCGGACUUGGCCUCGAGAUGAAGACAUUUUUCGGUUUGGUGAUCAACGUGGGGAAAGCGCAGUAUAAGACGGAACACCAGACGGAGCUGGUGAAGGAACAUUUGCAAAUUUACUACUACCGGGAGGACAACGUUAAGAGGAUUUUGCUCACGGAGGAAGCAAGGCAGACAUAUAGCGAGAUUUGGGAUGAAGGUCAAAAUCGGUCCGCAAGUGCGACCCACGUCGUCACAGAGGUCACUUUGGGAGCCCAUUUUGUCGCCGACAUCACCAUCGAGACCUCCAAAUCUACCAAGCUCAACAACAGGACAGCAUCUGGCCUGGGUUCGUUGGUAAUUGGGCCAAUAAGUAGUGCCGUAGAGGCGGGGCUGUCGACCCUAUGUAAAUCGCCCCCGGACAAGGUGGACAUUCAAAUCAACGCGGAAUCGUCACAUUUUCCUGGGUCAAAGAAAUUCGAAAGUGUCGACGAGGUUUUUGCAUUUAUUAAAAAUGGAAUUGCUGAAGGCAAGCCGGUGAAAUAUUUCUGCGUCCCAAUUUCGCAAUUCUUCCACGAAGCAAGGUUGACCCUGGAGGUGCUAACGUACCGCAUAAUUGGGAACCACCUUCUCCAACCGCUCUUCCAAAUGAUAGAAACGCUAAACGAUUACAAAUCUGGGGAAUACAUUAGGAAAAGGAUUAUGCAUGCGGAUCCAAGAUUUAAGCUCAUUUUGGAAGACCCCUAUUCCCAGAGGGUUUCUUGGGGAAAGACAUCCAAUCCGCCGUAUCAGCUGGACGAUAUUCCCAGAGUUAUAGAAAUACUAUCGGCCGCAUUUGGCGUGAAUGUGGGUGGAGGAAAUUCCGCAUUUUUCUGGUAUAGCCGUCUCGCUUCCCAGAUGGCCAAACCGGUCGCACUUCCUCUCGCGAAAGAUAACAUUGUCGACGUGAAAUCCUUAAUCGAUCACGUGUGGAGCAAUUGGAAUUACGUGACCCUGUUUGAGAACUUUAUCGCGGUGAAAGACUUCCUUCAAGGGGAUGAAGUCCAGGGAAAGUACGUUUUCUGCUUCCCAACCAACGCCCCCCUGGGAACCCCGCAGGGGAAAGAAGUCAUAAAAAUGUUGAGGAUGCGUAAUAACCUCGGAGUAUCAAAUGUCUGGAUCGUGGCGGAUUUCGACUUUUUGCUCAGUGACGCUCCGUUCUUAAUCGUUUUCCUGGAUGGGAAAGCAAUCGGGCAGUGUUACGAUUAUUUAGACCUGCUCGAACUUGAAGCUGCAUUUGGACCAGAAGUUACGCAAAUAGAUUUGUCGAAUUGGGUAGAAUUCAGCAAUUUUCGUGGGAGACGAGCACCCUAUAUGAACGAGGUGGACAUAAUUUUUAAGGUCAAUCAGAAUGCAAAAGAGAGGAAAGAGUUACACAUUGAUGAAGAUAUAUUGACUCGGAUAGAAAAUGCGGUAUCACUUUGUUCCGCCUUUAUGCAACCGGAAGAUAGAAUUAUUUCCGUCUUGAGUGCCAUAUUUGGCAUGUUCAUCGUCCAGUAUCCCCCGAUCCUGGCCCCGCUGGAGGAUGCCGGUUGGUCCUUGGCGGAAUCCAGGUUUAUAAAUGAUCCACCCCUUACCAAAGAGUUAACGGACGGAUUAAUCCACACCUUCGAAACGCUCCUCCUGCACCUGUCGCCUAAUUUGAUACAGAUUUCCGCCCUGAUGAACACGGUCCAAAGUUGUGUCGAGGAUUUAGAGUCGGACGCUGACCUUCAUUUUACGUGCCAUAACAUAAUCGUAGACAUGAUAAGUGCUGGUUCGUUGGGUUACGUAAAUGAGAUCGAUCCCGAAAUUGGGAGAACUUUGAAAGCAAAACUCAAGCAUAAGGAUGACCAAACAGCGUUGGAGAGGUGGACCGAGAGUGUAAGAAUUAUCAGGGAGGAGCUCCUAUUCAAAGAAAAAGUUCGUGGGGAACAUGAAAUGGUUAGGAUUUUGCAAGAUGUUCUAACUCUGAUGGGGCAGUUAGUCUUUGAAGAAGAGUCGGAUGAAUAUGAAGAUGAAGACGAGAAAAGAGUUACUGAGGAGGAUGUCACCCUAGAAAUUGUGACUCGACACGUCCUCCUCCUCCCGUGGACGUCGGGGCAACGACAGGAAAUCGAGCAACACAUGAGGGACAAACUUAUCCCAAAGGUUUUCGAAAGAUUGUCUCAUCUCCAGUAUCGCGAAUGGUGGAAUGAAGCACACGAACUCUUCUAUGGAAUGGAAAGUAGCACGGAUUAUGGUACCUUGGGCGCCAUUCUAAACCAGCUGGACAUGAAGGCAUGGUCGGACGACCAGUAUGCCAGUGUUUGGCAGAACGAGGUGUUUGCAUCUUGGGUUUAUGAUGGCUUAGACAACCCCACUUUUCUAGAAGGUGCGAAAACUGUCCUUAUCCGGGACGACGGCUCAAUCCCAAAAUAUAUUCCGGUCCCGAUCGAGAAAAAAUUGAGGUCACUCUUGGACCCACCGGAGGAGGAGGGGGAAAAUGAGACGGCAAUACCGACCGAUCCACUCCACCCGAAGGAAUGGAGUACUAUAGAGGAUGCGCUGAGCGUGUUACAGAUCGCGGUCGCGCUUCCCAUUGAGUUUCCCUCUGUCGAAUUGAUGCAGCUGUUGAGGAGGAAUUUAAGAACGAAGGAAGAAAUAUAUGACGGUUUUAGGAAGGCGGGCACCUUAUUUUAUUGGGACACGGGGAACCAAUGGUUCAAAGAGCCUUGGGAUUUGAAACUGGCGAGGAAAGCGGUGCUACAAAUAAUGAAAUCUGUGCAGGAUGAAGAAGAUCUUUUAGUCAAACCAAUACCAAUUGGGCCCAUUGACCAAAAUUUGGAAUUGAUCGCCUUGGUCGAAUUCAUGACACUCCAAUCUGCCCACGUGGCGACGUGUCACCUUCAAAAGAGACGGAAUUUCAGUAACCUCCAAUGGAACGCUGUAUGGAAGGGUAACAAAGAGUACAAGAAAAUUAUGACAGCAUUUCUAUCCUUGACCGACAAAGAAGUUGAAACUACUUCUACCGCAAUUUAUGGACAUCUUGACGAAUUAUUACUUCAAUUGGUGGAAGAGGAAUGCAACCACCUAAUUCAACGCGUCAAGAUGUUGUGGAAGAAAAUGGUAACACUGGAUGAGAGUAAGGAUGAGAUGAGGAAACAAAUAAGAGAAAUUCGAAGCCUUAUUGGAAAACGUGCCCUCCUAGGCAAACAUUUCUAUAGGGAAAUAUUCAAAAUUCCGGAAAUUACAAGAGAAUUAGAAGGGGGCCCUCUCCAAAGUAGUCUUAACAAACUAGUAUCAGAAUUUGGGAACGGCUACAGUCUCGAAUUUGUCGACAGGUAUCGUCGUCACGUAAAUCACGUCCUCAUGGACAUCAUAAGUCAAUCGAAUAUAGGGGAUUUGAAAGUUUUUGUACUUGGCAUUGCUGGCGAUGGGGGUAAGAAUGCCCUAAAAAAUGGUCUACUUCCUCCAUCUGGUGCUCGACAUGAAAAUAGCUAUCCCUUAAGUGACCACGCAACCUUAACCUUGUGGAGACUCCCGCCACACGAAAUGAACAAUUCAUCUUGGUAUGACGCCUUCUUAAUUAUCGAGAUAGACGACAUGUUUCUAACCGAAGUUACUCCUGAACAUGAGCGAAUUAUGACGUCGGUCCUUCUCGACGUCGCCGACCUCACAGUUUUCUACUCGUAUAAGAUCAGAGACGAAAUAUUAAUCGAAAUGGAGUCAGCCCUUUGCCACUCUUGGUCUACUUCCGGUCAGGAUAAAGCAAUGACCGAUGUAAUACUUGCUUCUUCACAUGGUGACCUUGACCUGGUAAAAACUUCACAGCGGUUCACCACGUUUGAGAAAGCCGUGCAAGAUAACAGAUUUCUCCUCGGGAGGCGGAAGGACGGUUCGAUAGCUAAAAUCUUAACAAGAUUUGAAGAAAAUAGAGCAAUAUUUCCUGUCGCAGAAACCAUUUCGGAAACAUUUGACCCCCAAGAUGUCCAAAUCCUUUACGAAGAAGUUAUCAAGACAAGUAAAGAAAUUGCAGCAUCGAACUGUAACAAGUUGCAAACUUUGACCUCAGCCCUGACAAAAUUACAGACAUGUUGGACAUCUUUAAUAUACCCACCAACGCCCCUGAUUUCCCAUGCCGACGUGUCUUCCUACUUGUUAUACGCGUCCGAAACGUUGAUAGAUUUUGACAGGGUGAGAACUUCCUUGGAAAUCGCGUCCAUCCAACAUGCUCUUGACUGUCGGAAAUAUCUGGCAGAAAGACAUCCUACAGUUCGUAGUAAUUACAGCGACACGUUAGAAACCAUCAAAGGGCACAUCCUCGCGGCGGGAAAUUUGAACGCUUGCAAGCCUAUUGCUCACAAGGAAGGGAGUCCGUGCAGUUUCUGUUUAUCUGCAGCCAGAGAGUGGACCACAUUCUCCGCGAAGCAUGACAAAUUUUCGAAGGAUAAUUACACAAAAUACGUCGCCAUGUUGACCAAGGUGCAAUUCUCUCGGUUGUACAGAUUACUCAAAUCCGUCGAGAUUAAGCAACUACGCGGUAUUACGGAGGAAUUUGAAAUGGUGUAUAAAAAGUUACUCCCGCAGUGGGAUAGAUCCUUGGAUACGUUAAAAUUCGCGGAAAUGGUGGUCCAAGAGUUUAAGGGGGUCAUGGGAGACGGGGACGCGGUCGUUUCACCAAUCCGACUUGUGGAAUUUGACGUAACUCAGGCAUAUCCGCAGUCGCCCCAAUUAUUGGAGCAGUUUAUGAAGUAUGGAAACGAUCCGAGUAAUAAGUUUCCUGACCUGUGUGCCUUGAAAAAUGGGGUGGAAAUCAAGGCAAAACUUCAAAACGUUGCAGAAACGAUAAGAUCAGAAACGAGUUAUGAGUAUGGUGCGGAAUACAACUACUUUUAUGAGAUCGGAUUCGCGAGAAAAUGCAGGGAUAAAGUGGAAACAAUAUUUUUCGAGUAUGAGACAAGAUUUUUGGAACUGAUAAGCGACGAGAUGCGAUGGAGUGGCCAUUUGUACUGCUUGAAAACAGUGUUAAGUAAAAUGAACGGGUUGAUUAGGUCGGAAAGUUUGGUGGAAUGUGUGACACGAGUUGAGGCAAUUUUGCUAAAGGAAAUUGUGCGUCGAUUGGGAAAUAUAAUUGGUCCAGCUAAUCGUGACAAUGGUCUAGUGGGGAAACAUCGACAAUAUAUCAUUUCAUAAAAACUUGUAAUUGGG